Molecule: messenger RNA, 1281 nt
Organism: Drosophila montana
Lineage: Eukaryota; Metazoa; Arthropoda; Insecta; Diptera; Drosophilidae
Gene: TfIIB
Product: transcription factor IIB
Exons: 4
Coding region: 143-1090 (315 amino acids)
Biological process (GO): transcription initiation at RNA polymerase II promoter; transcription preinitiation complex assembly
Cellular component (GO): nucleus; transcription preinitiation complex
Molecular function (GO): TBP-class protein binding; RNA polymerase II general transcription initiation factor activity
Source: RefSeq, a predicted model, not a curated record
CGACAAUGUUAAUUUAACAGAUAAACGAAGAAGAAGAAGCGAAUUUUUUUGUCAGUCGAAAUUAAUUUUUUGCGUUUGCAAAUAGAAAAAACGUAAAAGAUUAAAAAAUAGUUGAGCAUUAAAAACGAUAAACUAAUAUCAAAUGGCUUCAACUUCAAGACUCGAAAACAAUAAGGUGUGCUGCUAUGCACACCCCGAGUCUCCAUUAAUUGAGGAUUAUCGAGCUGGUGACAUGAUAUGCUCAGAGUGUGGCUUGGUUGUUGGAGAUCGCGUUAUUGAUGUGGGCUCCGAGUGGCGUACAUUCAGCAACGAGAAAAGUGGUGUAGAUCCCAGUCGUGUUGGCGGUCCAGAGAAUCCCCUACUUAGUGGUGGUGAUUUAUCCACAAUUAUUGGUCCUGGCACAGGCUCGGCUUCAUUCGAUGCUUUCGGGGCACCCAAAUACCAAAACAGACGCACUAUGAGCAGUUCAGAUCGUUCGCUAAUCUCCGCAUUCAAAGAAAUUUCAUCAAUGGCUGAUCGCAUCAAUUUACCCAAAACCAUUGUCGACCGCGCAAAUAACUUAUUCAAGCAGGUACAUGAUGGUAAAAAUCUAAAAGGACGCUCAAAUGAUGCCAAGGCAUCCGCUUGCUUGUAUAUAGCCUGCCGCCAAGAAGGUGUUCCACGCACAUUCAAGGAAAUCUGUGCAGUUAGUAAGAUUAGCAAGAAAGAAAUUGGUAGAUGCUUUAAGCUCACAUUAAAAGCACUUGAGACAAGUGUGGAUUUAAUUACCACUGCCGACUUUAUGUGCCGUUUUUGUGCAAACUUGGAUUUGCCGAAUAUGGUGCAGCGAGCUGCUACACACAUUGCAAAAAAAGCUGUGGAAAUGGACAUUGUACCUGGUCGAUCGCCAAUCUCUGUGGCAGCCGCCGCAAUUUAUAUGGCAUCGCAAGCAUCUGAGCAUAAGCGCAGCCAAAAGGAAAUUGGUGAUAUUGCUGGAGUAGCUGAUGUGACCAUAAGACAAUCAUAUAAGCUAAUGUACCCGCAUGCGGCAAAACUAUUUCCAGAGGAUUUCAAGUUUACAACACCAAUUGAUCAGCUACCGCAAAUGUAAAAUAUCCUGCAGCAUAGAAUAUCGAUGCUCAAUCAUCAUUUAUACCUUCAGAAACUAAGUUUGCAAAAUUAGCAACAUGGAUAUACAUAAAUAUGUGUGUAGGGCAUGCCUAGUUUUAAGGCAGAAUUGACCAUACUUUAAUCACAAGAAAAAUACGAUUUUAUUCAUAUUAAAAUGCCUUAUAUUGCAAA